This is a messenger RNA of Hevea brasiliensis (rubber tree), 6801 nucleotides long. Its product is annotated as protein REDUCED CHLOROPLAST COVERAGE 1. Gene Ontology annotation, molecular function: protein binding. Gene Ontology annotation, cellular component: cytoplasm. The record is from RefSeq and is a predicted model, not a curated record. Gene Ontology annotation, biological process: organelle organization. The transcript has 26 exons. Lineage: Eukaryota; Viridiplantae; Streptophyta; Magnoliopsida; Malpighiales; Euphorbiaceae. Bases 261 to 5882 code for a protein of 1873 amino acids.
CCUGAAAUGGCAUUUAGUUUUGAAUUUGAGCUACUAUUUGUUUGUUUUUGGAUGUUCAACUCUAAUUAUGAGAUGGGUGUUGAAUUUUAUAUAUCAUCUGACUGGCACUGCUUCUUGGAUUAGACAGACUUGCUUUACAGGCUUUGGUUUUAAUUUUGGUGAUGAAUUAUGGUCCUAUGAUUGAUAAGUGAAAAAUGAAAGAAGCAACAACUUAAAAUUUAUUGAAACAGGUACACCCUUUAAUCGUGCAAAGCUAGAAAAUGGCACCAAGGAACAGUCGUGGCAAGGCAAAAGGAGAGAAGAAGAAGAAAGACGAAAAGGUUCUUCCGGUUGUUACUGAUAUCACAGUGAACCUCCCCGACGAGACUCGUAUUGUUUUGAAGGGGAUAUCCACAGACAGGAUUAUAGAUGUUCGUCGGCUUUUAUCGGUGAACACGGAAACUUGCUCCAUCACAAAUUUUUCAUUGUCCCAUGAGAUCAGGGGGCUACGGUUAAAAGACACGGUCGACGUUUCAGCGCUCAAGCCUUGUGUGCUCACGUUAACUGAAGAGGACUACGAUGAGGAACUUGCUGUGGCGCACGUUAGACGGCUCCUCGACAUUCUGGCCUGCACAAUGUGGUUUGGACGGUCGGCGAGCACGCUGGAUAAGUCCAAAUCUGAUUCUGGAAAGAAUGCGCCUGGUGCGCAGGACAAGACCGCCAAGAAAACGACAACCAAAUCUCAAGCCACCGCCUCCAAACAAUCGUCAUCAUCGUCGAAAGACGUGCCGGUGGAGGCAGAAGGAGAGAUGAGCCCCUCAUGCCCUAAGCUUGGGAGCUUUUACGAGUUCUUCUCACUUUCCCAUCUCACUCCUCCUGUUCAAUUUAUAAGGAAGGCAACGAAACGGCAGAUAAAGGACAUUUCGGACGACGAUCAUCUCUUCUCCCUCGAUGUAAAGCUUUGUAACGGGAAGCUAGUUCAGGUUGAAGCUUGCAGAAAGGGAUUCUACAAUGUUGGGAAGCUGCGGAUUCUUUGUCACGAUCUUGUUGAUUUGCUUCGGCGGCUUAGUAGAGCCUUUGACAAUGCUUAUGAUGAUCUCAUGAAAGCAUUCUCAGAACGGAACAAGUUUGGGAAUCUUCCUUAUGGCUUUAGAGCCAACACAUGGCUUAUCCCUCCAUUCGCAGCACAGUCACCCUCAGUUUUCCCUCCUCUUCCUGUUGAAGAUGAGCUGUGGGGAGGAAAUGGAGGAGGUCUUGGAAGAGAUGGGAAAAAUGAGUUGAUACCUUGGGCUAGUGAGUUCUUGUUUCUUGCAUCUAUGCCCUGCAAGACAGCAGAUGAGAGGCAGGAUCGAGACAGGAAAGCCUUCCUUCUUCACAGCUUAUUUGUUGACAUUGCCAUUUUCAGAGCCAUUAAGGAUGUGCAACAUGUCAGAUCUAAUCGAGACUUAUUGUGUUUGGUUGGGAGUAGUGAAAUCCUUUAUACAGAAAGAGUAGGAGACUUGAGCAUCACGAUCAUGAAAGACACUUCCAAUGGAAGCUCUAAGAUAGACACUAAAAUUGAUGGAAUUCAAGCAACUGGAGUGGAUAAAAAAGAUUUAAUAGAGCGGAACCUACUGAAAGGAAUUACAGCUGAUGAGAAUACUGCUGCACGUGAUAUUGCCACUCUAGGUAUUGUUAAUGUAAGAUACUGUGGUUAUGUUGCUGUUGUGAAAGUUGAGGGGAGAGAGGAAAAAAAUGUUAGUCCAUUUCAAAGCAUUGAACUUGAACAACCUGAAGGCGGUGCCAAUGCCCUUAACAUUAACAGUUUGAGGCUACUUCUACAUAGAACAACAUCUUCAGAACAUGGUAAACCAGCGGCACACUUGCAAACUUCAGAAUGUGAAGAGCUCAUUGCUUCCCAAGCUUUUGUAGAGCAAAUGCUCGAAGAAAGUCUUGCUAAGCUUGAGCAGGAGGAAUUGGAGCAGGAUUAUUUUGUGAGGUGGGAACUUGGAGCCUGCUGGAUUCAACAUUUGCAGGACCAGAAAAAUACAGAAAAAGAUAAGAAACUGCCCAUUGAGAAGAGCAAGAAGCUCUUCUUGGAAAAAGAAAUGAAGGUUGAGGGACUUGGCACACCUCUUAGGUCCCUUAAGAGCAACAAGAAAAAGAUAGACGAAAGCAACAUGAAAAUGCAGUCUGAAAACUCAAGAUCAUCUAUUGAUGGAGUAAUUGGGGAAGUUGAAUAUGCUGUUUCAGCUUCUAUGGAAUCUCAACUUGAAACCACUUCCAAAAAGAAUGAGCUUGCACUGCAGAGGUUGUUGUCUGAUGCAGCCUUUACUCGACUAAAAGAAUCAGAUACUGGACUUCAUUGCAAGUCUUUGCAAGAGCUAGUUGACAUGUCUCAGAAGUAUUAUACUGAAGUUGCUCUUCCAAAAUUGGUAGCAGAUUUUGGCUCGCUAGAACUAUCACCAGUGGAUGGCCGGACUCUAACUGAUUUUAUGCAUACAAGAGGCCUUCGGAUGCGUUCCCUGGGACAUGUUGUAAAGCUUUCUGAGAAGCUGUCACAUGUACAGUCACUCUGCAUUCAUGAGAUGAUUGUACGAGCUUAUAAGCAUAUUCUUCAGGCUGUGAUUGCAUCUGUUGCAGACCAUGAAAAAAUGGCUGUAUCAAUAGCUGCUGCAUUAAAUCUGAUGCUUGGGGUUCCUGAAAAUAGAGAUUCAGAUAAGUCGUGCCAUGUCCAUUCUCUUGUAUGGAGAUGGCUAGAGGUGUUUUUGAAGAAGCGAUAUGAAUGGGAUCUUAGCAGCUCAAGCUUCAAAGAUGUGAGAAAAAUUGCAAUUCUUCGUGGAUUAUGCCACAAGGUGGGUAUCGAAUUGGUUCCAAGGGAUUUUGAUAUGGAUUCUCUACAUCCAUUUCAAAAAUCAGAUAUUGUCAGCUUGGUCCCAGUGCAUAAGCAAGCAGCAUGCUCCUCUGCAGAUGGAAGGCAACUCCUGGAAUCAUCAAAAACAGCCUUAGACAAGGGAAAACUUGAAGAUGCAGUUACCCAUGGGUCAAAGGCUCUAGCAAAGCUGGUGGCAGUUUGUGGUCCAUACCAUCGAAUGACUGCAGGAGCUUACAGCCUUCUUGCUGUUGUAUUGUAUCAUACUGGAGACUUCAAUCAGGCUACUAUAUAUCAGCAAAAAGCCUUGGAUAUCAAUGAGAGGGAACUAGGAUUGGAUCAUCCUGAUACAAUGAAAAGUUAUGGGGAUCUUGCUGUGUUCUAUUACAGACUUCAGCAUACGGAGUUGGCCCUCAAGUAUGUGAAGCGUGCUUUAUAUCUUCUGCAUCUCACAUGUGGCCCUUCACACCCAAACACUGCUGCAACAUACAUCAAUGUGGCCAUGAUGGAGGAAGGCCUGGGAAAUGUGCACGUUGCCCUUAGAUAUCUUCAUAAAGCUCUGAAGUGCAACCAAAGGUUACUUGGUCUGGAUCAUAUUCAGACAGCAGCAAGUUACCAUGCAAUAGCAAUUGCACUCUCACUGAUGGAAGCGUAUCCAUUAAGCGUUCAGCAUGAACAAACAACCUUGCAAAUUCUCCGAGCAAAACUGGGCCCUGAUGAUUUACGUACUCAGGAUGCUGCUGCUUGGCUUGAGUACUUUGAGUCCAAGGCCUUUGAACAGCAAGAAGCUACACGGAAUGGUACUAAGAAACCUGAUGCAUCCAUUGCUAGCAAAGGCCACCUAAGUGUUUCUGAUUUGCUGGACUAUAUUAAUCCAAGUUGUGAGACCAGGGGGAGAGAUUGUGUAUCAGUGAAGAGGAAAAGCUAUACUACGAAGAUAAAGGAGAAAACCAACCCAAAUGUGAAUGUAGAAAGUUGUGAUGAAUCUCCAAAAGAGACUCUCAAUGAGGCGUCAGAUGAAGAGAUGCACACACCUGUUGCCAGCCAGGAGACUAGCUCUGCCCAAGUUCAGUUCCAGCAAACCAUUUCGGAAGAGACUGCUGAGAAGAAAUCAGGCAUUCCCAAUGAAGCAUUGCUGGAAACACAUGCUGAAGUGGAUGAUGGAUGGCAACCCGUUCAAAGGCCAAGAUCAGCUGGCUCGUAUGGGCGACGCCUGAAGCAGCAGCGAGGAAUCAUUGGCAAGGUUUAUCAGAAAAAGAUUGUGGAUACUAACAUGGAUUACUCUCCUGUCAAGAAUACUCACCAGAAUAGUAGGUAUUAUCUCUUAAAGAAACGGGCACUAUCUCAUGGAAGUUAUGUGGAUCACCAUGCAACAAAUCCUUCCCAGGGUACCAAAUAUGGGAGGAGAAUAUUGAAAGCUGUAACGUACAGGGUCAAGUCUAUUCCUUCAGCUAAUAAAACUGCCACAACAGAGAACUCAAGAAGCGAUGGCAAAGCUUUUGCUUUGUCACUCGAAUCUAGUUCAAGUUCUGCCCCUACUGAUGUUGGCCCAGUGAAGAAUUCAAUAGUUAGUCUUGGAAAGUCCCCUUCAUACAAGGAAGUAGCAUUGGCACCCCCAGGCACUAUUGCUAAGUUUCAGGUCUGGUUUCCACAAAGCGAUAUUCCAGAUAAUAGGGAAAUUGGUGUUGGAAAACAUGAGGAAGAGACAAAUGAAGCAACGGAAACUGUUGUUGAAGUGGUAACAGAUUUACAAGAUUUAUGUGGAGAGAAGGAUAAAAGUUCUGCAAUAGUUUUGGCAGAUCAAUUGAGCAAUGUAACUGAUGUUGAGAGGAAAGAGGAGAGCCUCUUAACUGAUGCAAAGGAAGAUAAUUCUUUGAUGGUGCCUCAGAGCUCACUAGAAUCUGAAUCUGGUGUCAUUGAAGUUCAUGAAGUUUUGCAGAAUGGCUCAUUGAUGGACAGCAUACCAAAUUCAAUUGAUUCUCCCUCAAAGGAAUCCCCUUGUGAGAAGGAUUCUACUCAAUUUGGACCCCAAGGUAAUUCUAACUCCACCUUGCCUCAAGUAGAGGAUUUGAAGGACAAAUCACUGGUUUUUAAUUCAGGUGAGACUCAUGGACUCCCAAAUAAGAAGUUGUCUGCUUCUGCAGCUCCAUUUAACCCAUCACCAUACAUUGCACGUCCUGCACCUGUAAACAUGAAUAUUCCUCUUCUUUCUGGUUCUGGUGCUGUUCCAGCUGUUGCACCAUGGCCAGUAAACAUGACUCUGCAUCCAGGGCCUGCUACUGUGUUACCCACAGUUAGUCCAUUGUCUUCCCCACACCACCCAAACCCAUCAGCUCCUCCAACCCCAAACAUGAUGCAGCCAUUGCCUUUUAUUUACCCUCCUUACAGUCAAAGCCAAGCGGUGCCAACCAGUACCUUUCUAGUAACUAGCAAUGCCUUUCAUCCCAAUCAUUUCUCUUGGCAGUGUAAUGUGAACAGUCAUGUAUCAGAGUUUAUUCCUAGCACAGUAUGGCCUGGUUGUUGUGGAAUGGAGUUUUCUGUCCCACCACCUGUUGCUGAGCCAAUUCCUGAUCCUAUGGUAGAGCCUAAAGUGCAAUUUGAAAAUCCUGAAAGUACAAGUCCACCUCCAGUUCUUCCAGCGGAUAUUGACAAUGUAGGAGAAGCUAAGAAAGAAAUGAACCUUCUGGCAUCAGAGGGAACAGAUGAUGCAAAAGAACUGGCUGGGGUUGGCUUGGAAAGUGUAAAGGAAAAUGGUCAUUCAAAUCUGGGUAAGGGUCAAAUUUCUGGGAAUGAUUCAGGUCAGAAGAAAAGUUUCGAAGAAAAUACUAGCUGCAGUGAUGAAAGGAAGAUUGAUGGGGAACAAACCUUCAGCAUUUUGUUAAGGGGAAGGAGAAACAGAAAGCAGACUCUGAGAAUGCCAAUAAGUUUGCUUAGUCGACCAUAUGGCUCACAAACUUUUAAAGUUAUAUGUAAUCGAGUAGUAAGAAGUGGCGAAGCUCCAAAAUCUACUGGCUUUUCAUUGAGUGAAGACUGUACCGGUAAUGCCACAUGAUCCAAGGUUCUGCUUUUCUUCCCAAUCAAACCAAUCAAGUAUAGCAAGAUAGUCCAGAAAAGAGUAGAAGGUAUAAAGCUUCUUUCAUCAUAUACACAGGGAUAUGAAUGUUUUAAACAUUUUCUGGUUCUCAUGAUCAGACUGACUUCUGAAAAUGCAGCUCUCAAUACGAGUUGGUCCCCUGUCUGUGCAAUGGACACCAGAGAUAGAGGAAAAGAUGUUUUUGUUAUUUCAGGUUAACAUGUAGGUUUGUUUACUUGUGGGACCUUUCAAUAACAUCGGUUGAGGUGACAAUUUUGGCUGACAACACGGUUAGAAAAUUUUGAUAUCUACCUAAUGACAGAAUGAGCUUCAAAGAACUUCGAAGGAGCCCCAGCAUCUCAUGGCAGUAAAACCAAAAGGACAUACCCAAAAGGCAUAACAAUUCAUGGGUCACUACUCACAAUGAGUAUUGGAAAGGUCAACUCACCAUUUACUGCCAUCAGUAUCAUAAGCGCAUGAAGCCUAUGUCCUUAAUGCCAGUAGUCCAAUUUCUUUUCUAAGAUCCUUUUACAAAUAAAAGUUCACAACAAAGCGCACAAGAGAAGAAGCACGAGAUUAAGUAGAUAUGAUUAUUGGAGAAGAGGAACGAUAAACAUUUACGAUUUAAGCCAUCAAGGAACUCCAGGUGCUUCCACACUCAUGCAUGCAAAGAGUACAAAAGGAAAAAUGUGGGAUACAAACAAGGACAGAAACAACAUGUUGCCUCAGAUGAGGGAAAAAUGCCUAAGAAAAUUAUAAAUCUAGCAGUAAAGCAUUCUCAAAUUUCCAUGUCCACAAGUGGGGUGAAGGGAGGUUUAAUAAAGUAAGAUAAGACAAGGUAAAAGAAUGUAUGGUAUGAUAAGGUAAGAUAAUAGUUUUAUUUAUGUUUGGGAAGAAA